AUGCUCUUGGUCCACCUCGUGCAUGGGAUGCUCGGAGUGUUUGAUUCCACGGCACUAGAGACGUGCACCUCCUUGGAUGACUGCGCCGGAAUCAGAGACUGGGGAUGCACCGGUGGUGGCUUUCGGCUGUGCACCAGAUCGGCCUACAGGGAGGUUGAGAAAUCGGACAACUGCAUCUACCGCAAGUCAUCUCUGACGCCAAAGCCGCCGCCGCCACCGUCGCCAUCACGGCCGCCGUGGUUGGUCGUUCCUCCCAACGUGCUUUUCAUUGUCUCGGACGACCUCACGCUCGAGGUGCCCGUCCCGGCGCACACGCCUCACAUCGACGCCCUCAAAGCGAGCGGGGUCUCCUUAGCGCACGCGUACGCUCAGAUCGCUACGUGCGCGCCGUCGAGGACGUCUUUCCUCACUAGCUUGCGCCCGGACCAGACCGGGUCGUGGACGCUCGAUAAGACCGACCAGGUGCGCGAAGUCGAGCCAGAUGAAGUCCCAUUCACGCUGCUGCCUGAACACUUCCGGAACAACGGCUACUUUGUGCGCGCAUAUGGGAAGGUGUUGCACGAGGGCAGAAACGAGCGCGAGGUUGGUCGCAGCUACGACGAAUACUUCAACCGGUUUGAGGGGAUGUGGAUCUACAACGACGAUGGCACGGUGCGUGAAGGCUGGACCAAGGCGCAGCUCGAGCGCGUGGACGGCGACCGGCAAGUUGCAGCCUACGAUAUGGGCCAGAAUUCGAGCGGUGCCACCGUUCAGGACGGCGCAUACGACGACGGAGCAUGGACUGAUGACGCUGCCGCGUGGCUCCGCGGCCGCCCCGCCGACUCGCAGCCGUUCUUCCUUGCCAUGGGCUACAAGAAGCCCCACCUGCCGUUCAACGCACCAAAGAAAUACUGGGACCUGUAUCAGCCCAGUCAGUUCGAGGCCGUGGUGCCUGACAGCUACGACGGGAUUCGACGGAUGCCCAACGGCACGAUGAGGUUCACCGCGCCGCUCGGCACCGAGAUCUUCAAGUUUGGUGCGACCAACUACCAGCCUCGCAACCCGUUUGCCCUCUGGCCCGGCGUGCCUAACUCCAAGACGUGCGACGGAACCGCUGGGGCGGUCGGCUGCUACCUCAUGCCAACGCCCACUCUCCCCGAGGCGCGCGCUUUGCUGCACGGGUACCUCGCUUGCAUCUCCUUCAUCGACGCGCAGGUUGGCAAGCUGACGGCCGCACUCCAAGAGGGAGGCCACGCGGACAACACGAUCACCGUCUUCACCAGCGACCACGGCUUUCACCUGGGCGACCGGAGCGGCUUUUGGGCCAAGCACACCAACUUUGAGGCGGCCACGCGGGUGCCUCUCAUCUUUGCUUCUCCGUGGCUGCCACAGCCCGGGACAGACGCGGUCGGUGUCGCCGAGCUGGUUGACAUAUACCCGACGCUGAUUGCCCUCGUCGAGGAGCGGGCGCCAGGAACGUUCUACAUCCCACCCAACCACCAGCUGGCUGGAACCUCGCUGCUGCCGACGCUGCUCGACCCGUCGCGGACGCCCGCCAAAACGGUGGCCUUCUCGCAAUUCCACCGCACCAUGGUCACCUACGGCCCCUCGUACGGCGAACCGGCACAGUUGCCGAACAUGGGGGGUAAGGACAAAGCGGUAGGAAUGGGCUAUACGAUCCGCGUCGUCGACGGCGACCUGGACUAUCGCUACACCGAAUGGUGGCGCGUGAGUCUCGGCAACGCCCGCACAGCUCCGCCCGUCGCUGACGAGAGCGAGGAGAACAUGCACACGCGCUGGUGUGCGGACGCUAGCCAGCCGUCCUCGUGUGUCGCCGGGCCGGCGUUUCGAGAGCUCUACUACUACACCUCUGCCCCUCUUAUUGAGACGGUCAAUAGCAUAGUGACGAUUGCGCAAGAGCUGGCGCUGCCGCUCUCAGACAGCGACCUCGACAACGGACUCGGAGACGGCUGGAAGCGUUGCGCCUCGACGACAUCCGGGACGCCGGGACUGUUCCACAACAUGUCCUGCAUCUCAAGUCGCCCCGCCGUAGGUAGAUAG
Emiliania huxleyi CCMP1516 is the source of this 2040-nucleotide messenger RNA. RefSeq lists its product as hypothetical. Gene Ontology annotation, molecular function: iduronate-2-sulfatase activity. The transcript has 2 exons. Bases 1 to 2040 code for a protein of 679 amino acids. The record is from RefSeq and is a predicted model, not a curated record. NCBI's taxonomy places the organism in Eukaryota, Haptophyta, Isochrysidales, Noelaerhabdaceae.